ACUGCUUAUUGGAUCUUAAUUUUCUACUACUAGGUACCUAACGAGGUACGCCGCAGCUUGGCCCCCAACAUGGUAAUAUGUAUAGGAUGGGUCUUCCUGGACUUCGCAGCUUAGCGACAGCAGCUAACCAUUGGAGGGUUGAAGGUUGUUAGGUUGUUGGGUCUACCUAGGCUGGUUUGGGGCUGCACCUAUGCCCGUGUUUUUGAACUUGGAAGCAUCUCACGGGAUGAACGUUUUCUUCGUACUACAAGGUAUCAUGUAGCUAAUGCUAAGCUGCAUAUGUACGGGCGGAGUACUAACAACUUCUUUUUCGAGGCAGGUACAUUCCUUCCUUUUCUUACUAGGUUAGGUGCCUACCUAGGUAGUUAGUUAGGGAUAUUAAACAAUAGCUUUGUCUCAGCUUUACAUUCCUAAACCUUCUCUCCUUAUUUCCCGGUCUUUUUGUCUUUCACAAUACGAGACCACAAUAGACUUCUAUCAACCCCAACCUAAAGUCAGACAAUUUGAAUCUUAAGUUUCACUAAAACAUAAUAAAUUCAGCUUGGGCCAAGACCGACCUCAACUUUAGGCCACUAUUCGGUGACAGAUACCCCGCAACCCCAUAACUACCUCCUACUUAGGUACCUAAUAACGGGAGCGCUUCGGGGGAUUCCGCCUGUUCAAGUCGCACGCGCGUCUGUCUGCCAUCUGCCAUCUGCCAUCUGCGUCUGCCCGACAUGUCUCUGAACGUCGGCGACAGCGCACGGCGCGGCCGUACGCCCUCUCCAGCACGCGCUAAUGAAGGUUAUGACCGCCGUCGCGGCCGUGAAAGUUCCCCGUCUCUGCUUGACGCAGUGCGCAUGCCCUCUCCACCUGCUGGGUACAGCUACGAUGACACGGCACCUCGCCGCUCGUACCGCCCGGCUUCACCUACAGACGAGUCCAGUUAUUACCGCGCUAGCCGUGACUCUAUCACCUCGGAAGAUGACCGGCGCUAUUUAAGGCGAAGCGAAGAGCGCGUGUCCAAGGGCGACAAGGAUAUAGUAGAAGUCGCUCAGGAUGCAUUGCGACGAGGUGCCGAUACCUUACUUCCGGCGAAAUACUCGAACAGGUUGCGCGAGUCAGAGAGCGAAAAAGAGCGGAGAAAGGAACUCAAGAAAGAAAAAUUAGAAGAUGACUUGGCCUAUGGUAGUGUCGUGUCUCCCCCGACAACUACCAAAUACUCUGGCGGCCAUUCUCCAUCGCCUUCUGGCGGUGCCGGCUAUUCUGGGCCCGGUCGGUGGGAGGAGGACAGGUCGGGAGACAAGUUCAGAUAUCCCCAGGUGGACACGGUAUAUACGCCACCGGGUUCAGACAGGCCGGAUAAACAACGCCAGCAUGAUUCUUAUGGGCCCGAUACUAUGCCUUGGAGUGCGGCAAUUGUUACUGCCGAAGCCGCUUUGGGUAAUCGUAGAGAUCACUCGUCCAAGCCACCUACUGGGCGGAUGUCUACGUUAACUGUUAACACGGGGCACCAUGCUGCCUCACUCUCUCUAUCAAGCGCGCCGCCAUCGCCACUAUUGGAGUCUUACUAUGGCACUUACCAGUCUAUGUCCCCGAUGCCAUCACCGCUGCUCCUUGCUUCGGAUGACCCCAGAAGGAACUCGGACCUAAUUGAACCUCUCUCGCCAGGUCUUUCUGAUGAAGGCAACGAGAAGAAGCGGCGUCGCGCCCGUUUCCACGACCCUGUUGACGACGCAGCACGCCUAGCUAAAGCUCUCAGGGGUGAUCACCUGCCUCCUGAUACAGAGCCGCUGAUUGAAAUUUUACCUGGAAUGACGCAUGAGCAGAUUAUGGAGCUGCGUGUCGAGUACAAGCGGCUCGUCAAGACCGGUCCCGAACGCAAGGGUGUUAACGUUGCUAAGCAUAUCCGCGUUCGCCUAAAGGAUGAAGAACCCGUCCUCAUGAAGGCAUGCUACACUGUCGCUCUCGGGAAAUGGGAGUCGGAGGCGUACUGGGCCAACUUCUGGUACCAUGGUGAUAAGACACGACGCGAGUUGUUAAUUGAGAGUCUGAUGGGGCGCUCUAACUACGAGAUCGCAAAGAUUAAGGAAGCUUUCUCGGACAAGAAAUACAGAGAUUCACUGACGCUGUGUAUGAAAACCGAGCUGAAGGAGGACAAAUUCAAGCGUGCGGUGCUCACGGCACUGGAAGAGAAGCGGAUGGAGGAUGUGGAUGAGUACGGACGGCGGCUUCCCAUCAAUCAUGAAAUGGUGCAGGAUGACGUUGAAGCUUUGUAUAAGGCCGUUCGCAGCGACAGAGGUGGAGAAUCUGCCAUGAUCCAAAUAGUUAUCUCGAGAAGCGAUAACCACUUGAAAGAAGUUCUCAGGCUCUACGAGAAGGUUGUUGGUGGUAAUUUUGCUCGGGACGCGCUAAAAAAGAGCGGAAAUCUUGUGGGCGAGCUCCUAGCUCAUGUCCUCAAUGGAGUUAUUAACAAGCCUGUCCGCGACGCACUCCUUCUCCAUCACGCCCUCACCGCUUCCAGGAAGGAUCAACUACGUCGGGAACUCCUGAUCUCUCGUCUCGUUCGCUUCCAUUGGGACCGCCACCAUAUGGCAGCUAUUAAGAGGGCUUAUCGCGAACGCUACGGCGAAGAGCUAGCCGAUGCCGUAAAGGAGGGAACUAGCGGCGGCUGGGGGUCAUUCUGCCAGCAGCUCGUUGUCACUCGCAUGCCCGAUGAUGUGAAGAGCUUUGAGAAAGUUGAAGCUGUGAAGGAGAUUAAGCGAUCGGAUCGAGAGAAAGAAGAGAGGAUUAGAGAAAGAGAGCGUGAGAUGGACCGCGAAAGCGAGAAGGAGAGGGAACGAGAGGAGAGACAUAGACGAAAGGAGAAGGAGAAGGAUAGGGAGCGGAGGCGGGAGAAAGAGAGAAGUGAAGGAUUGCUUGUUGUUAAGGACCACAAGCACAGGGACGGAAGUCGCAGUCGAGAGAGGAGCAGAAGCCGGGCGCGGGAGUAAGAGGAGUUUUGGACCAGCCGGAUAUCAAUUUAUCAAUUUACUAAUGAGGUCGAGCCAUGCACAGCCGAGCUGCGAUAUAGAAUGAUUGGACGAAGACCAAGAUUAACGAAGAUUGCGCCGGGAAAUACAAUGGGAAGUUGCCUAAUAUGUAGGUAUAUAUCGAUAAACCAUAUGAGGUACUUUAUAUAGAAAAGCCCAAUAUAUACCCAAUAUGACGAUAUUGUAUGCCCCAAG
Molecule: messenger RNA, 3206 nt
Organism: Daldinia decipiens
Lineage: Eukaryota; Fungi; Ascomycota; Sordariomycetes; Xylariales; Hypoxylaceae
Product: Annexin
Exons: 2
Coding region: 717-2972 (751 amino acids)
Cellular component (GO): cytoplasm
Molecular function (GO): calcium ion binding; calcium-dependent phospholipid binding
Source: RefSeq, a predicted model, not a curated record